GGAGGGGCACUGGUCACAUGAGCAGUCACAUGAGCAGGAAGCAGAGAGGAGACUGUGGAGAGAAAUACAGAACUGUGUCGGCAGUGAGUGAGAAUGAAAUCUAUAUACUUGAUGACCUCUGAAAGUUCUCCUCUUCUGCAUUACCGACUGUUUAGUGUGUCCGAUGGAGGUUUAGGCCCCCCCGAUUCAUCUCCCAUCAUGACGGAUGCUGUUACCGUGGGGACUGGACCCACCCAACGCAAACUCUCCACGUUUUUCGGAGUAGUUGUUCCCACUGUCCUGUCCAUGUUUAGUAUUGUGGUAUUUAUGAGAAUAGGGUUUGUGGUGGGACACGCCGGACUUCUUCAGUCACUAUUGAUGCUGUUUGUGGCUUAUGUGAUCAUCUGGCUCACUGUUCUCAGUGUGUGUGCCAUAUCCACCAAUGGUGCAGUCCAGGGGGGUGGAGCCUACUUCAUGAUCUCACGCACCCUGGGACCAGAGUUUGGAGGCAGCAUCGGACUCAUGUUCUACCUGGCUAAUGUGUUUGCGUGUGGGGUGUAUGUCCUGGGACUGGUAGAAGCAGUGCUGGAUGUGUUCGGUAGAGACCCAUCAGACGUUACGGACUCUCUGCGAUCCCUUCCUCAGGGCUACGGUUACAGCUUCCUGUACGCCAGCAUCAUCCUCCUCCUCUGUAUGGCCAUCUGUCUGGUUGGUGCCUCCAUUUACUCCCAGGCAUCAUUUUUCAUCUUCCUGUUGGUUUUCGUGGUUCUCCUGACGAUUCUGAUCAGUUUUCUGGCAGUCAGGCCUCUCACUGUGAGCAUCCGGCAUGGGGGAAAUGUGACCAUGACAGGGGUGUACACAGGAAUAAACAGCAGCACCCUCCAUAAUAACCUGCAGGCGGAUUAUUCUCUGGAUUAUACCACCGGCAACCUCAUGAACUUCGCCACUGUGUUUGCUGUGAUGUUUAAUGGCUGCACUGGAAUCAUGGCUGGCUGUAACUUGUCUGGGGAGCUGAAACAGCCCAGUCGCUCCAUCCCUAUGGGAACCAUCAUUGCUGUUAUUAUCACCUUUUUUGUCUACCUGAUACUCUUUAUCUUCACUGCAUUCACCUGUGACAGGACUCUGCUCAGAGAAGAUUAUGGUUUCUUCCGGUCCAUAAACAUCUGGCCCCCAUUUGUGCUAAUUGGGGUGUACGCCACGUCUCUGUCAGCCUCUAUGAGUACUCUCAUCGGAGCCUCACGCAUCUUGCACGCUUUAGCUAAGGAUGAUCUGUUUGGGGUCCUUCUGGCUCCAGCUAAACUAGUGUCCAAAGGAGGAAAUCCCUGGGGAGCUGUGGUCUACACCUGGGCCUUAGUACAGUUGGUCCUGCUGGCGGGGAAGCUUAACACCAUCGCUGGAAUAGUCACUGUGUUCUACCUCAUUGCAUACGCAGCUAUAGACUUGGCUUGUCUGGCAUUAGAGUGGGCAUCAGCACCCAACUUCAGACCCACAUUCCGGUUCUUUUCCUGGCACACAUGCCUCCUGGGAAUCCUGAGCAGCUUGGUUAUGAUGUUCCUUAUUAACCCUGCAUAUGCCUCGGGAAGCAUCGUCCUCCUCCUCCUUCUGCUUGGAUCCAUUCACUUCAGGAGCUCAAGUAGCAGCUGGGGGUACAUAAGUCAGGCUCUAAUCUUCCAUCAAGUACGGAAAUAUCUUCUCCUGCUGGACGUGCGCAAGGAUCACGUGAAGUUUUGGCGCCCGCAGAUCCUUCUCAUGGUGUCCAACCCUCGCACCUCCAGCCAACUCAUUCGAUUUGUCAAUGACCUGAAGAAGGGCGGCCUGUACAUCUUGGGGCACGUGGAGACUGGGGAUCUGGAUACACUGCCCUCUGACCCAGUACAGACCCAUUACAGCUUUUGGCUCAGUCUGGUGGAUAAACUUAAUGUCAAAGCCUUUGUGGAUCUUACUCUGUGUCCCUCUGUCCGGCAAGGAACUCAGCAUCUUCUGCGCAUCACUGGGCUGGGGGGCAUGAAGCCCAAUACAGUGGUCCUUGGCUUCUAUGAUGAUGCUUGCCCAGAUGACUACUUCCUACAAGACAGUUUAUUCACCCCAGGCCUGUCCCCUAAAGAUGAUGCGUUUGGAGUGGAUGCGACAUCUUUGCAAGCUCACUUUCCCCCGGCCCGUGAUCCUGAGACCCCGCGCCUUCUCUCGGCCAAGGACUACGUCUCCAUGAUCUGCGAUGCACUCAAGAUGCACAAGAACAUUGUUUUAGCUCGGAAUUUCCCUCUGUUAGUCAGGCCUGAAGCCUCAAGCUCCAGCCCAGCCACAUACAUUGACGUGUGGCCCUUGGACCUCCUGCGGCCCCAAGCUUCAGCCUAUGUUGAUGUCUGUAGCCUUUUCCUUUUACAAAUGGCAUGUAUUCUGAACAUGGCCGCCUCCUGGCGCCGCUAUCAGCUGCGGGUCUUUCUCUGCGUGGAGUCCAGAGGAGGCAGUGAUGGGGCUAGUGGCUGGCUAGCGGCGGAGGCAAAGUUCAGGGAGCUGUUGAGUAAGCUGAGAAUCAGAGCCUUGAUCCGUGUGGUGGCCUGGGACAGGGUUGCGGCAUUUCGUGUACAAAAUAUGGGAGGGCAGGUUCUGAACCGCGAGCCCAUCUCAAGCGAAUACCUUAACGCUGCCAAGAGUGCUGUGACUGACGAAGGGGGGACGGAGACAGCAGUGAGAUUUCUCUAUCUCCCCCGACCCCCCGCUGACUCCUCUCUGCACGAACGUUACCUGGAGGAACUGGACACCCUCACAUCAGGACUGGGCCCUACGUUACUUAUUCAUGGCCUGACUCCCGUCACCUGCACCGAGCUCUAACGGACAUUUCUGCGGCACUCGGACUUCUAGCACUGACACUUGUUUAUUAUGGCAGUUAGUCCUGACUAAUCUCAGUAACCCCGGGCUUCUCUCUUGUUUGCAGAUGUCUCUUGCACUCCUCUAGGGCAUUAAUAACCACUAAUAUUCCUCCGCUGCUUCUUACAUUGAACCCAUGUGCUCACACUCCACACUCCACCCAUGGGUGCCAAGCUUUGCUUCCUGACACUCCUUCACCCUGCGUUGCUUUUUGUUUUUGAGUCAAGCACUUCUCACCUGGGACUCACCUUUGGUUUCACACUCAUCACAUUCCCAGAAUCCUUUGCUACUUCUGUUCAUUGUUUUUUUUUUUUUUACAUACUUUUAAUUCCACUAAAUAAUGAACUAAAUCAUGUGUUCUGCUAAUGAUCUUGGUACCAGCCCCCCCCCACACCUUUCCCAGAAUCCUUCAUGGGUGCAUCUUAUUGACUGCUAACACUUUAAUCCAGGGGUGUUCUCCUAUUAGACUCACCCUCCUAACAAGUUUCCAGAAUGAAUGAGAAAUGCCAAUUAUUUUCUAAUUUAAAUGCAGUAAUAUCAGUAUUUCUUCAGCCUCACCGUUUGUUUUUUAUAAAACGUUUAGCUUUGUCGUUUUUUUCUAUGUUUUUCUAUGUUUUCCCCAAUACUUUGCUUCCUGCUAUUAUUUAUUAACAAGCUUGUGCUUCCCGUUACCCUGAGACCUCUGCAGAAGUCGUCUCAAUCGCCCCAUCGCCGGACAAUCUCGCCAGUCUGUUUGGUACUUUAUUAUACAGCGGGGAUAGAAAGUGCUUCCAAUCCAUCACUCUGGGGCUAUUAUUUAUUAAAGGGGUUGUUCACCUUUAAAUUAACCGUUAGUAUGAUGUAGAGAGGGAUAUUCUGAGACAAUUUGCAAUUGGUUUUCAUUUCUUAUUAUUUGUAGUUUUUGACUUAUUUAGCUUUUUAUUCAGCAGUUUGCAAUUUUAGGUCAUCUAGUUGCUAGGGUGCAAAUUACCCUAGCAACUAUGCAUUGAUUUGAAUAAGAUACUGGAGGCCCGAAUAGAAAGAUGCGUAAUUAAAAGGUCCCAAUAACAAAAAGUAGCUUCAGAGAACAUUUGUUUUUAGAUGGGGUCGGUGACCCCCAUUGUAAAGCUGGAAGGAGUCAGAAAAUAAUUAAAAAAUGAUAAAAAAAUAAAUAAUGGAGACCAAUUGAAAAUUUGAUUCUAUAACAUACUAAAAGUUAACUUAAAGGUAAACCACCCCUUUCAGCAAUACAAGGUUUAAAUGUAUAAAAAUAACAUGUCCCCUCCCUCUCACACUCACAGUAUAGAAUUCUAGAAGAUUCCGUAACUUCGAUCUCCCAGGGGAGGCUUCUCGAUUGGGGGGGGGCGGAGUCUGUGGCCAAAAGAAGGUUCCUGAUUGGUCCUUAUUCCUCACUCUCCUGCUGGAGCUGCACUUUAGCCGUUGCUUUGGGAUUUGCCUUAUUGUUGCGGGUCGAUGGGACGGUUGGACUUGAUCUUCUCGCGACUGUUACGUUCUUUUAUCUCUUUUCAGUGAUUUUUUUUUUAACAUGUAACAUUUGGACACUUAAUAAAAAGAAUAAAGUGAU
Messenger RNA from Xenopus laevis (African clawed frog), 4411 nucleotides. RefSeq names its product solute carrier family 12, member 9 L homeolog (gene slc12a9.L). Gene Ontology annotation, biological process: potassium ion homeostasis; cell volume homeostasis; chloride ion homeostasis. Bases 94 to 2811 code for a protein of 905 amino acids. Gene Ontology annotation, cellular component: lysosomal membrane; vacuolar membrane; plasma membrane. Gene Ontology annotation, molecular function: potassium:chloride symporter activity; transmembrane transporter activity; chloride:monoatomic cation symporter activity. The record is from RefSeq and is a predicted model, not a curated record. NCBI's taxonomy places the organism in Eukaryota, Metazoa, Chordata, Amphibia, Anura, Pipidae. The transcript is spliced from 14 exons.